ACGAUUUGAAUGGGAAAUGUCGAAUGUAUAGAAAAAUUAAAUUAAUAAACUGAAUUGCAUAUUUGCAUGUCAGCCUAGGACUUUUUUAAUCUUUAACGGUCUCUUUAGUGGGGAAAAAGAUAAUUAUUUGACGUCUGGUAUGUGUUUAAAUGUUAAUUGGGUCAAUUUCAGGUCCUCAGAAAAUAUUACAAAAAUCACUAUUCACAAUGUCUUCAUACGACUUGAGGUUGAAGGAUCUUGACCAAGUGUUAGAAUCAGAAGUGAUCGAUCUAUCAAAACUGAGAGAAUUCUGUUUCAAUGGUAUCCCUGAUGUUAAAGGUUAUAGAUCGUUAUGUUGGAGAUUGUUGCUCAAUUACUUACCAUGUGAUAGAAACAAGUGGGAUGAACAACUAGACCACCAUAGAAAAUUAUACCAACAGUGGUUAGAUGAAAUAUUAGUUACUCCGGGUUCAUUCGACAAUGAAGAAUGUGAUCAUCCAUUGAGUGAGGAUCCUAAUAGCAAGUGGAACACAUUUUUUAAAGACAAUCAAGCUCUUACACAAAUAGAUAAAGAUGUCAGGCGAUUACAUCCUGAAUUAUCUUUCUUCCAACAAGCAACUGAUUAUCCAUUAUCUAAUGUUGUAUACAGUUCUGGUACUAAACGAUUGAACAGAAGAGUGGGUAUGCAUUUUCUAAAUAGUGCAAAUGUUGUACGCAAAGGUCUUGGUAUUGUUAAAAUAACUCCAAAAGCCGAACAAACUAGUACUUCUGAAUUCAAGCCACUGGAAGAAGGAUCCGAAGCACAUUGGGAGGUGGUAGAGAGGAUAUUGUUUGUUUAUUGCAAAUUAAAUCCUGGACAGGGCUAUGUGCAAGGCAUGAAUGAAAUAAUUGGUCCAAUUUAUUAUUGUUUUGCUACUGAUCCAAUCAUUAAAAUGAAAGAACAUGCCGAGGCUGACUGUUUUUUUGUCUUUACUAAUCUCAUGUCCGAAAUUCGUGAUUUUUUCAUAAAGACAUUAGAUGAAACAGACACUGGAAUCGUAAACAUGAUGCGUAAAGUUACUGAAAGGUUGAAAGAAAAUGACCCAGUUGUCCAAAGCUAUUUAGUCAAAAAUGAAAUUUAUCCACAGUACUAUAGUUUUAGGUGGUUGACUCUGUUAUUAUCCCAAGAAUUUUCACUGCCAGAAGUCUUAAGGAUAUGGGAUUCACUAUUUUCUGACUCGCAGCGAUUUUCAUUUCUUAUUGAUAUAUGCUGUGCAAUGAUAGUUUUAAUCAGAGAUCAAAUACUGGCAGGAGACUUUUCAACAAUUGUUAAACUGUUACAAAAUUAUCCCAAUGUUGAAACGUGUGUUAUAUUGAAUAAAGCUGCAGAGUUGAGUGUUAAAAAUAAAGACGAGGAAUCGAAUGGAAUAUGAAGAUGAUUGGAUACCAGCCACUAGGUGUUUCAGCUUUUAGCUCUCUCUGAGAAAUGAUCAAACAUUGUUUUGUGAUUUUUUUUCAAUUUUCUCAAUAACAGGUUAAUUUAUACUUAUUUAUUUUACAUUAAGUAUCAUUUAUACUAAAUUAUAAGCUAUCUACUACUUGUUAAUAUUAUUAUUUUAUUUUUACCACUAUAUGCCUGUAUUUACAUAUAACAUCCAUAUUAUUUUUUAUUUAUAAGUGUUAAAAAAUCAUUGUUUUUCAAUAUUUAUUAAAAAAAAAUUGUACUUUUGUACUAGAGUUACUAGAGUUGUAUUCAAUUAUUCCAUAUUUGAUGAUAUUUCAAUACCUAUAAUGUUUUUAAAUUUGCUAGCAAUGUUGUCUUAAUGAUUCUGUAAUAGGUAAUCUAAUAUGAAUCGGUCAUUUUAGAUUGUUUAUUAACGUAUUAUUUUGAUGUCUAUAGUUUUAGAUUUUUGUACAAGAGAUUUUAUGUAUUAGUGUAUAGGUUUGUGGGGAAGGAAGUCCAUGGAUCUAUUUUUUGUAGUUUUCAGAACUAAAAUACAAUAUUUGCGAUUUAA
This is a messenger RNA of Aphis gossypii (cotton aphid), 1973 nucleotides long. RefSeq names its product TBC1 domain family member 13. The transcript has 10 exons. Lineage: Eukaryota; Metazoa; Arthropoda; Insecta; Hemiptera; Aphididae. The coding region runs from base 150 to 1391 and encodes 413 amino acids. Gene Ontology annotation, molecular function: GTPase activator activity. Gene Ontology annotation, biological process: intracellular protein transport; activation of GTPase activity. The record is from RefSeq and is a predicted model, not a curated record.